Messenger RNA from Haemorhous mexicanus (house finch), 1144 nucleotides. RefSeq names its product mucin-5AC-like. Lineage: Eukaryota; Metazoa; Chordata; Aves; Passeriformes; Fringillidae. The record is from RefSeq and is a predicted model, not a curated record. Bases 14 to 1144 code for a protein of 376 amino acids. The transcript has 5 exons.
AGCUGCCAACACCAUGGGGAUGGCCACCAAGGACACCUCAGCAGCCACCAAGAGAGCCUUGGUAGGGGCAGUGACCACCAAGAAGGCCUCGUUGGUGGCUGCGACCACCAAAAACACUUCAGUGGCCACCCAGAAUGCUGUGGUGGGGGCAGUCACCAAGAAUGCCAUGGUGGUGGCCACCACCAAGAAUGCUGCAGUGGUGGCCACUGCCAACACCUCUGUGACCACCAGGAACGCAUUGACAGCCACCAAGGACAUCUCAGCAACCACCAAGAAUGCCAUGGUGGUGGUGACUACCAAGGAGGCCUCGACGGCCACCAAGAACAACUUGGUGGUAGUCAGGGCCACUAAGAAUGCGUUGGCAACCACCAAGAACACCUCAAUGGUGACUAUGGCCAUCAAGGACGUCUCAGUGGUGACCAUGGCCACCAAGAACACCUCAGUGGUGAGCGUGGCCACCAAGAACACCUCAGCAGCCACCAAGAAUGCCAUGGUGGUGGUGGCAACUACCAGGGAGGCUUCAGCAGCCACCAAGAAUACCUCAGUGGUGACCAUGGCCACCAAGGACAUCUCAAUGGUGACCAUGGCCACCAAGGACACCUCAGCAGCCACCAAGAAUGCUGUGGUGGUUGUGGUGACUACCGAGGAGGCUUCAGCAGCCACCAAGAACACCUCAGUGGUGGUGGUCACCAACAAUGCCACGGUGAUGGUGGUCACCAACAAUGCCUCUCUGGUGGCCACCAACACCUCUGUGAAGGGAGCAGAAGAGACCAUGCAAACCUGCCAGAGCUUUCAGUGCUCGGGAGAGAGGUGUUACCAGGAUGGAGCCCAUGCCAACAGAACAACCACCUGCCAUAACGAGACUCACUGCGAGCUCUAUCGUUUCUCCAGCACCAACUACACGGCCGGCUGCAGCAGGGGGUGCAGCUCGGAGCCGUGCAGCACCAACGGCAGCAGCAGCAGGCAGCAGUGUGCCCUGGAGUGCUGUGCUGGCCCUCUCUGCCUGCAGCUCAACGCCACUGCCUAUGGUGAUCUGCCACCCACCACCACCACCACCACCACCGUGCCUCUGACAACCACCAGCACCACCCCUCAGCCUCCCCCCCAGAACAGCCCUCUUAAGAGGAAGGAAAAAGAGGCUUGA